Cannabis sativa is the source of this 1533-nucleotide messenger RNA. RefSeq names its product polygalacturonase. NCBI's taxonomy places the organism in Eukaryota, Viridiplantae, Streptophyta, Magnoliopsida, Rosales, Cannabaceae. Gene Ontology annotation, molecular function: polygalacturonase activity. The record is from RefSeq and is a predicted model, not a curated record. Gene Ontology annotation, biological process: carbohydrate metabolic process.
CAAACAUAUAUAUAUACAUUCCUUCAACCCUAAUCAAACAACAACACCAAACCUCUUUAUAAAUACACACACAUAUAUCAUUCUAAACCACACACUAAUCUUUAUAUCAUCAUCUAAACCAUACAUUCAUAGCAACUACAAUUAUAUAUAUACUUAUCAAAUUAUAUUAAGUAUAUUAUUACCAAUACCAUAUGGCUUAUUCCAAUAACAUUUUGAUGAUGAAGAUGAGUCUGUUCAUUUUAUACCCACUAAUCAUGUUGAUAUUGUUAGCUCUUCCAACAUUAUCAACUUCAUCUUUCAAUGUUUUGAUGGGGUUUGGGGCCAAACCCAAUGGCCUAACUGACUCGACCGACGCAUUCCUACGUGCAUGGGAAGCUGCGUGUGCCUCUACAGAAGUCGCCCUCAUAUACGUUCCCAAGGGUAGGUAUUUGGUUCGCCCAAUGGACUUCAAGGGUCCAUGCAAAAGCCCAUAUAUAACCUUUCGUAUUGAUGGCACCCUUGUCGCCCCAGAGGACUAUCAAGUGUUGGGCGGUGCUAAGAAUUGGCUUAACUUCCAAAGAGUUAGCGGUGUUUCUAUUGUUGGUGGUGCACUUGAUGCUAGAGGCUCUGCCGCCGCCAAUCCUAACAAGUCAUGUCCCUCCGGAGCCACGAGUUUGAGCAUUACGUACUCUAAAGACAUAAAAAUCACUGGAUUAUUGUCGUUGAACAGCCAAAUGUUUCACAUUGUAAUAAACCAUUGUGAAAAUGUUGAGAUGAGAGGAGUGAGAAUCAUUGCUCAUGGUGACAGUCCCAACACCGAUGGCAUCCACGUUCAACUCUCCAAAAAUGUUGCCAUCUACAACUCCGCAGUAGGAACUGGGGACGAUUGUGUUUCCAUCGGCCCCGGAACUCAGAAUCUCUGGAUCGAACGCAUGGCGUGUGGUCCUGGUCAUGGCAUUAGCAUCGGAAGCCUAGCCAAGGACAUAGAUGAGGAAGGAGUCCAAAAUGUGACAGUGAAACAAGCUGUUUUUACAGGUACUCAAAAUGGGAUUAGAAUCAAAUCAUGGGCGAAACCUAGCAAAGGCUUUGUUGAGGGUGUUCAUUUCUCAAAUAUCGUCAUGAGAAAUGUUCAAAAUCCAAUCAUAAUCGACCAAAACUAUUGCCCAAGCCAUGUUAAUUGUCCAACUCAUGUGACUGGUAUAAAGAUCAAUGACAUAACUUACAAAAACAUAAAAGGAACAUCUGCAACAACAAUAGCAACAAAGUUUGAUUGUAGCUCUGGAAAUCCAUGCAGUGGGAUUAAAUUGGAAGAUGUGAACUUGACUUUCCAAAACAAACCAGCUCAGUCUCUUUGUGCCAAUGCCAAGGGAAUAUCUUUUGGCACUGUUUUACCUGAUAGUUGUCUAUUAAAUUAAUUUAUUUUUCUUUGUAAUUAAACAAAUUUAUUGUUGUAUAUAUCAUUCAUAUUAUUUUUAAUUAAAAUUGUAUUCACAUUAAUAUUUGUCCUAUAUAUGUAUAACGUUUUUUUUUUAUGCAAUUAUUAUAAAAGUUACU